GAGCUAGAGGAGACGGGGAUGGCGAGAGAGCAGAGGAGGCAGCGGAUCGCGCAGCGUGAUCCCAGGGUCGGAUUCAAGCCGGCAAGGUAGCUGGCGGUGGCAGGAGCCAUGCGCGCUUGCUGGCCGAGCAUAAAAGCAAGAGAGAGAUAGAGAGAAAAGCCAGAGAAGGAGCGGGCCUAAGAGGAAAGCGAGCUCGAGAGAGUGUGUGAGCUCUCGAGGGAGUGAGGGAGGCUCAGUUUUUGCCUUGGUCGAGAGAGAAUCCCAGAGAGAGACCGAGGAUGGAGAGCUAGCAGGAGGAGAGAUCGGGAAAGUAGAGAGAGUUCAGAGGGCCGAGAACAAGAGAGCCUUAUCUAGUGACUCAGCCACACUCCCACCACACUACGCCGACCACAUCCACAGCCCCAGCCUCGCUCUGGCUCUCGCGAGGUUCCGAGCGCCGCUGCUCCCUUUGCCGGCAGCAACGGCGGCGGCACCAUGUUCCUGAGGACGUUCUCGCCAACGCACUUCGAGCACGGGGACUGGACUGACGGGGGGAGCUGCCCAAGGACGGGGCCGUUCGGGAGCGACGAGAAGAAGCUAGAGGGCUACGACCAGGAGUUCUUCGUGGCGCAGGAGGAGGAGGAGUUCCUGGAGCCAGAGACCGGGGAAGCAGGGAGCGACAGAUCCAAGCGACUGAGAGACAGAGAGAGUGGGAGCCUCAGCCAACGCCUCGGCCACGCGGGGACCCAUUCGACGACCUUCCUUCCCAGCGACGUCCUCAAAGCUGAACAAAUUGACGAGAAUGCUCAGAGGGAAAUCAUCAACCACAAAUUGUUGAGGCACCUAAAUAUUGUUAGGUUCAAGGAGGAGGGGGUGCUGAAGUAGGCAGCCUCGGUAAGGAAGCAAAGGCGGGAGGAUGCUCUCAAUGUGAAGAAGUUAAAAGAAGCGAAGGGAUUGACCAGCGACGACCUGUUGAACAAGGCCAAUGAGAGGUGCAGUGAGGUCUGUGCUGAGCACGCCAAGACAUUUUAGUUGGGUAUACUUUACUCUCCUCGUGCGUGUGUUUCCUAAUUUUUCCUAUUAAGAUUUGGAUAAUGCGUUUAUCUUUUGAUCAUGAAUUCUAGAAGAUUGGUGUUAAUUAAGCAUAAAGAAAGAAAAAAAAAAUAUCAUCAUCAUGCUUGAUUGACACAAAAAAAAAAGAGUUUGAUAAAACUGUACCUUUUCUAGCUGGUCUUAUCUCUUGCAUUGCCUAUUAACCUAUUCUAGUGUUUAGUCACAUGAAGUGAUCUUUACAGUUUAAGUGACUUAUAGUGUCAUGUGAGGCUGACACAGAUGAAGCGUAAUAUGAAUGACUUUUAGACAUUCUUUUGGUAAAUGAUGUUUUUUUGUUUGUUAGGCAAAAACUCAUAGAUAAGUUGCAUUCACCUACUUCUAUUAAGAAAGUUUGGAGGCAAAUAAAGUAAGACUUGGAUACACUGCAUAUGUUCUCUUGAAUGCUACAGAUAUAAUGCAACUCAUAUGGCAAUAUUAUCUUCGCAGGUAUAAUUUGGGUGCGAAUUUGCACGUACAAAUUCAUCGAAUGGCAAAAUCACAAGUAAUUCUUCACUCAUAUUAUGUGAAAUAUAUUUUGCUUUCUUAGGUAAUGUUGAAAAGAGUUGAAAAGAUGUUGAAAAGAAUUUGAUGACCAAUGUACAAAUGAAUAACUAAUUUAUUUACAUUUUACUAAAUAAGUUGCCAAAAUAAAUGUCUCAAGUAAUUUUAUGAGACAAAACGUAAGGCAAGUUAUACCUAACUCAAAAUAAUUCCAUAAGAUAUAUUAUGACUCCAACUUAUAUUUUGAAGAAACCAUUGACAAUAUUAUAAUAGUAACAUAAAGAUGAAAUAACACUAAGAUUAAAAAUGAUUUCAUAUUAAGCACCUGAUUAGUAAAUGGUGAAAAUUUAUUUAUAAUCUCUAAUGGCAUGAUGCAUGGUGAUUGCAUCUAUAUAUAAUAAAUUACUCAAUUAGUAUAAUGUUAUUAAAUUAUCGUAAUGAUUGAAACUUCUUUAAAAUAUGAGUUUUUUAUAGUUAUAUAAAUGCAUAAUCAAUUAUAACUAAAUUAAUACAUCACAUUCUUAAGAAUCUGGUGAAAAAAAUCCACUCAUAAUUUCCGGUGGCAUAAUAUAUGGUGGCUGCUGUAUCUAUGUAAACAAUUGACCAAAUUAGUAAAAUGUAAAAUGCAAACAAAAAACUACGAGCAAUAUACAUACAUAUGAGAAUUUAGAUUUAUCGUUGGACCAUCAAUGUUAAUAGGAUAAAAAACAUAUAGAAACUGAUUUGAAUUACUUGGAUAAUUUGAAAAAUGAUUCUCACUGGGUGUUGCUUAGACAAUCAACUCUAUAUUAUAAAGUAAUAAAUAUGUUAAUCAACAUCAUGUAACAUAAACAAAAAAUUUACCUAAUAAUAU
Eucalyptus grandis is the source of this 2425-nucleotide messenger RNA. Its product is annotated as protein trichome birefringence-like 20. Lineage: Eukaryota; Viridiplantae; Streptophyta; Magnoliopsida; Myrtales; Myrtaceae. The coding region runs from base 475 to 864 and encodes 129 amino acids. The transcript is spliced from 3 exons. The record is from RefSeq and is a predicted model, not a curated record. Gene Ontology annotation, molecular function: transferase activity.